Plasmodium reichenowi is the source of this 1517-nucleotide messenger RNA. RefSeq names its product monocarboxylate transporter, putative. Lineage: Eukaryota; Apicomplexa; Aconoidasida; Haemosporida; Plasmodiidae. The annotation marks the transcript as partial. The transcript has a single exon. Gene Ontology annotation, biological process: transmembrane transport. The record is from RefSeq and is a predicted model, not a curated record. Gene Ontology annotation, molecular function: transmembrane transporter activity.
GUAUAAUAAAUUCGUAUGGUAAUUUAAAUAUUUAUCUUACGUCUUACUUGAGAUAUAAAGGGAACAAUGUGACAUACCGUGAUGUAGCUUUCAUAUAUGAGUUAACAAUAAUAACGUUGGGAAUUUUUAUGUUAGUAGGGAAUAUUGUUCAGAAAAAGUUUGGUGAGCGUAUAACUAUAUUGGCUUGUAGUUUAAUGACCUUUUUAGCUUUUUAUUUAUCUUCAGUUUAUGCACAUUCUUAUAUAUUGUUAUGUAUAUUUAUGGGUUUUUUUUAUGCGGUAGGAUAUGGUAUAUGUUUUACGAUACCUUUAUCAUGUGCUUAUAAACAUUUUAAAAACAAUCGUGGUUUUAUAAGUGGAAUAAUAAUAUCAGCUAUAUCCUUAAGUCCAUUUUUAUAUUGUCCCUUACAAACAAUGUUGAUUAAUAAAAAUAAUGUUUCUCCUGUCCAAAAGAAAAUAAAUAAUUCCACUGAAUAUUAUUUUGAUGAUAAAGAUGUUUUGAAUAGAGUUCCAAACGUUUUAUUUCUUCAAUCAAUUAUUUUUUUAAUCUUUUCUACUAUGGGAGGAUUUUUAGCAACCAUGGAAAUUAAAAUGGACAAUGAUCCAGAAAUUAAAAAGCAAAAAAAGAAUUUAUUAUCAGAGGAAAAAAAUUCUAAUACAAAUAAUGUUGAUAAAAAUAUUGUUGAUUUGGAAAAAAAUGAAGAAGGAUAUGUAGCUACUGAUAAAUAUAAAUAUAAUACAAAUACUGAUAGUAAUAAUAUUGAUAUAAAGAAUGAUCAUUCACGAUCAACUAAAUCAACGAAGAAAAAAAAGAAAAGAAAGUUUGGUUUUGGUUUUAUGAAUGAUGAUAAAAAUAAUAAUGAUGAUAAUGAUAGUAAACAAAAAGGAAACUCUCUUUUUGGUAUGUUAACAUUAGAUAGAAUAUUUGCAGAUAAUUAUAUUGGAAAAUAUUAUAAUAAAAAAUGUACAGAAGAUAAAUUCUUCUUUUUAUUAUGGAUAUCAGUUGUAUUAUUUAAUUGUUAUAUCAAUUUUGUUAUUAUGUAUUGGAAAAUUAUAGGUAUUAAUUAUACACAUGUUGAAGAUAAAUUAAUUACUUUAAAUGGAAGUUUUAUUAAUAGUUUAUCAAAUAUAGCUGGAAGAAUAAUAUGGGGAAUAAUUUAUGAUAAAAUUAAAAUUAAUUAUACUAUAUUCAUAUUAGGAAUAUGUAUUAUCUUCUGUUGUUUUAUCUUACCAAUUAUAUCACAUGUAUAUAUUUAUUAUGUUUUAGUAUGUGCUCUAUUUUAUUUCUGCAUAGGGGGUAGCUUUGUAACUAUACCUGUUAUUACUCUAAAAAAAUAUGGAGAAACACACUUUUCUUUGAAUAUGUCUAUUUUAUAUACAAGUAGAAUAGCUAAUACAUUCUUGUGUAGUAUAAUUGUUGCAUCCUUUUAUAAAAUGUUACAGUUAAGAUAUUUGAGUUACGCGUUUGGUAUAAUAUCAUCGGUAUCAACCUUACUUAUGUGUAUCUUGACAAAAUAA